UUUUUCUAUUUCUCUUUCCCCCCUAAAAAAAGGAAAACAACAGAUAAAGAAAAAAAGACGCUGAAUCAUAAACCCUAACACAAGAAUACCUUAAACCCACCAAUUUUUGUCUUCCCAAAUUCUCUCUCCUCUUCUGGUGAUGGUAACAAUGGAGGCGCAACAAUCCUCUGAGCAUCAGCAGAAAAGGGUAGAAAUUCAAUUUUGUGAAGAAUGCAAUUCAAAGGAAUUUAAGUAUAAAUGCCCAGCUUGUUCUCGUCGCACUUGCAGUCUUACUUGUGUUAAUUCCCACAAAAAAUCAUCUGGUUGUACUGGCAAAAAGAAAACUACCCAGAUUAUCCCCCUUUCUCAAUUUGACGAUGCUACCCUUCUUUCUGAUUAUAAUUUGUUGGAGGAUGUGAAAAGGGUAGCUGAAUCUGCCCAGAGAAUGCGUGUGAAAUUAUGUGGGUAUCACCCUCAAUUUAGGCUCCCUUUCCAUCUUAAAGCGCUCCGUGGCGCUGCAUGGAAGAGCGGGACAAAGCUUUUGUUUCAUUCUGCUGGGAUGACGAAGAGGGAAAAGAAUCAAACUAGGUAUAAUCAAAGGAAGAAAUCUAUCUUGUGGACAAUUGAAUGGAGGUUUCAUUCAACAGAUGUUGUUUUACUUGAAAACGGGGUGCAUGAAAGUACAACGUUGCGCUCUGUAAUUGAGAAGCAUCUACAGCCAAGUCCAUGGAGAAAUAAGUUGAGGAGAUUCUGUGAAGAACCUCUGGACAAUCUCAAGCUUUUUAUCCGUAAAUAUCACAAGGGAAGCAAAGCACCAUAUCGUGAGCUGGAUCUAGAUACCUCACUGAACCAACUGCUUGGUGGUUUAGUUAUCUUGGAAUAUCCAGUUAUUCAUGUUUUCCUUACCUCAGACAGCUAUGAUUUUGAAGUUGUUAAAGACGUCAGACCCCAUCCAAUAAGUCGGCAGCAGACAAAGAGAUCCUAUAAAGAUGACACUCCAAAUCAAGUGGGUGUUACUUUCAAAGAGGAAGAGAUUGAAGAAGGUGAAAAUGUUCCCGAAUCUCAAAUUAUUGAUCUUCUGAAAAUCCCGGAAAUGGAAGCGCCUAAAACAAACUCAAUUAGUGUUCAGAUGAUGGAGAAGCAAUGUAAUGACUUGCCAAAUAAUUCCGAGAGACAGAAAAUUGAAAGUGAUGAGGUUUUCUCCUGUAAUGUUGGUAAGGAAGUGGAAAUGUUGGAUGCUAAAAUUGAGGAUUUUGAUUUUGACCAAGAAUUGAUCGAUGCAUAUUCGUUUAUCAUGGAACAAAGUAAUCCGGAUGACUUUCUUGAUUACAAACCUGAUGGUGAAGGAGAAGACCAUGUAGAUACUAAUGUAUACUUUGCAGAUGUGGAAGACUUAGAGGAAGGAGAGAUUCCUAACUCUAAUUUGUCUGUUUAAUUGUAUCAUUUCAAAAUUUAAAGUAAUUUAAUUGUACGUGUGCCAUCUUUAUGUGGUACAAUGCAUUCUCUCCUUGAGGCAUAUGCAGUAGGUUUUUUGUUC
This is a messenger RNA of Beta vulgaris subsp. vulgaris (sugar beet), 1516 nucleotides long. RefSeq lists its product as uncharacterized. Gene Ontology annotation, cellular component: nucleus; pre-snoRNP complex. The transcript is spliced from 5 exons. The record is from RefSeq and is a predicted model, not a curated record. Lineage: Eukaryota; Viridiplantae; Streptophyta; Magnoliopsida; Caryophyllales; Amaranthaceae. The coding region runs from base 140 to 1414 and encodes 424 amino acids. Gene Ontology annotation, biological process: maturation of LSU-rRNA from tricistronic rRNA transcript (SSU-rRNA, 5.8S rRNA, LSU-rRNA); snoRNA localization; box C/D snoRNP assembly.